GACUCACUCUUCUAUCAAACAGAGGCACUCUCAUUCAGUCUUUGGGUGUCUGCGGUGGGUGCAGGGGAGGGCAGCGCGCUGCCUAUCAGAGGAGGCUCCCCUAAUCAAAGUGUUCUCCACUGGAGGGCGAGUGUUACAAGAACACCGGGACGCUCCGGCAGGCUGGAGAGACUGCUGGGAUAGAGCAGCAGCUGGAGGGGGAGAGAAAGAAAGAAAGAAAUCCCCAGCAGGACUCCGCCAAACAUUAUCUCCGACGGAUUAAAACCGCUCUCUGCCUCCCAAAUCACGCUGAGACAUGAACCUCUUCCGCUGAAGAUUAUUGAUGCUGAACUGAGUGGACCGGUGCUCUCUUCCAGUGUUUCCCCUCCCCUCAGUGUUCUGACCCACUGUCUGUCACCCGGGUUGUGAGCAGCCAUGACGAAGUCGUAUGAGUUCAACUGGCAGAAGCACCUGCCUGAGUUCAUGCAAGAAGGCGCUUCCUUCGACAGGUUUGAUGAGGACCCAUACAUCUUUGAGCCCAACUGUCAGAUGAAAGUGGACGAAUAUGGCUUCUUUAUUACAUGGAAGAGUGAGGGAAAGGAGGGCCAGGUUCUUGAGUGUUCUCUUAUCAACAGUAUCCGUGUCGGUGCAGUCCCCAAGGACCCAAAGAUCUUGUCCUCAUUCGAGGCCAUUGGAAAGACAGAGGCAGACUUGGAGGGAUGCAUCAUCUGUAUUUGCAGUGGCACUGACCUGGUGAACCUCAGCUUCAUGUUCAUGGUGGCAGAGAGCCCCGACACAGCCAGGAAAUGGAUUGAGGGGUUGCGGUCGGUGAUCCACAACUUUAAGGCCAACAACGUGUGUCCAAUGACAUGCCUCAAGAAACAUUGGAUGAGGAUGUGUUUCCUGACCAACGUAAAUGGAAAGAUUCCUGUUAGAGGCAUUACGAGAACAUUUGCAUCAGGGAAGACCGAGAAGGGGAUCUUUCAGGCUCUGAAGGAUCUAGGUCUUCCCAGUGGAAAGAAUGAUGAGAUUGAACCCACAGACUUCACCUUUGACAUUUUCUACGCACUGACCCAGAAGAUCUGCCCUCGCACAGAUAUAGAGGAGCUCUUCAAGAAAAUCAAUGGAAACAAAACAGAUUAUUUAACUGUAGACCAGUUAGUCAGCUUUCUGAAUGAAAACCAACGGGACCCAAGGUUAAAUGAGAUUCUUUUUCCGUUCUAUGACCCAAAAAGAGCCAUGCAGAUUAUCGAUAAAUAUGAAAGGGAUGAUGAGCUGAAGAAAAAAGGCCACAUGUCAAGUGACGGGUUCUGUCGGUACCUAAUGUCAGAUGAAAAUGCUCCAGUGUUCCUGGACAGGCUAGAGCUGUACCAAGACAUGGAUCAGCCUUUGGCUCAUUACUUUAUCAGCUCCUCCCACAAUACAUACCUGACAGGAAGACAGUUUGGAGGGAAGUCAUCGGUGGAGAUGUACCGCCAGGUCCUCCUGUCUGGAUGCAGAUGUGUGGAGCUGGACUGCUGGGAUGGCAAAGGGGAGGACCAGGAACCCAUCAUUACUCAUGGCAAGGCCAUGUGCACAGACAUCCUGUUCAAGGAUGUCAUCCAAGCGAUCAGGGAUACAGCGUUUGUCACAUCAGAUUAUCCUGUUAUUUUGUCUUUUGAAAAUCAUUGCAGUAAAUUACAGCAAUAUAAGAUGGCCAAGUACUGUGAGGAGACCUUUGGCGACCUCCUCCUCAGACAGCCUCUGGAGAACUACCCGAAUUGUGCAAUCUCUCUCUGUCUGACUUGUUUUAAGAUGGAUCCUGGACACCCCUUACCCUCUCCAAAUGACCUGAAGAGAAAAAUCCUCAUCAAGAAUAAACGUUUAAAACCCGAAGUUGAGCAGAGGCAGCUUGAGGCUUUAAAAAAGCACAUGGAGGCAGGCGAGACCAACACUCCUGCCAUCAUAAUGGGAGAGGAGGUUGAGGACGAUACAGAGAACGGGGAAAAAGAUGCUGAGGAGAAGGAUCUGAAUUCAGAGGCUCCCAGCAGUCUGACAGAAGCCACCAGUGACAAAGAGGCAAACAGUGUUUCCCAGAGUAACACCAUCAGGUCGAGGAAGGAGGAAGAGCGCAGCAACAGCAUCAAAAAGGUACCUGACGAUGAGGUAACAGAGAUUUCUGAAGCAACAGACGCCACCGAUAUCUCUGAGGCAUCUGACCAAGACAAUAACAAGAAGGGUGGAGAAGUGGCAGAGGACUCUGAAGAGGCUCUAAUAGCUCAAUAUAAAUAUGAGUCAGCCACCACAAAUAUCCACCCCUAUCUCUCAGCUAUGGUCAACUAUGCACAGCCGGUUAAGUUUCAGGGUUUCGAUGUGGCAGAAGAGAGAAAUAUUCACCACAACAUGUCCUCUUUCAAUGAGUCAGUGGGCUUGGGCUAUCUGAAGACUAACGCCAUCGAGUUCGUCAACUACAACAAGCGUCAGAUGAGCCGUAUCUACCCCAAAGGAGGCAGGGUGGACUCCAGUAAUUACAUGCCUCAGAUCUUCUGGAACGCAGGCUGCCAGAUGGUCUCCCUCAACUUCCAGACCCCAGAUCUGGCCAUGCAGUUGAACCAAGGAAAGUUUGAAUAUAACGGCUGCUGCGGGUACCUGCUGAAGCCUGACUUCAUGCGCCGGUCUGACAGGACGUUUGACCCUUUCUCAGAAACGCCGGUGGAUGGCGUCAUUGCAGCAACCUGCAGCGUCCAGGUGUUUUCUGGACAGUUUUUGUCAGACAAAAAAAUCGGCACAUAUGUUGAAGUUGACAUGUAUGGUUUGCCAACGGAUACCAUCCGGAAAGAGUUCCGCACACGCAUGGUGAUGAACAACGGACUAAAUCCAGCCUACAAUGAAGAGCCCUUUGUUUUUAGGAAGGUAAUCUUACCAGAUCUGGCAGUGCUACGCAUCGCCGUCUAUGAUGACAACAAUAAGCUGAUUGGGCAGCGCAUCCUGCCUCUUGACGGCCUGCAGGCGGGCUACCGCCACAUCUCCUUGAGGAACGAAGGCAACAACCCUCUGUCGUUGCCGACCAUCUUCUGCCAAAUCAUCCUGAAGACAUACGUGCCCGACGGCUUCGGAGCAAUUGUGGAUGCUCUAUCAGAUCCAAAGAAGUUUCUGACCAUAGCGGAGAAGAGAGCUGACCAGAUGAAGGCCCUGGGGAUUGACACGAAUGACAUAGCAGAUGUUCCCAAUGGAAGCUCAAAGAAUGACAAGAAGGGAAAAGGAAAAGGAGACACAGGGAAGGCCAGCGUGGUCCAACAAGCCAGCUCAGAUAUGGCCCAGACCUCCAACUCUACCCAAAACAACACCAAUGAGAACAAGAAGGAUGCUGCACUUGUGCCAAAUGUCAGCAUCGAGGACUUAAAGCAAAUGAAGAGUUACCUGAAGCUGAUUAAAAAGCAGCAGAAGGAGCUCAACGCUUUAAAGAAGAAACACUCAAAGGAUCAAAACUCAAUGCAGAAAGCCCAUUGCACUCAGGUGGAUAAGAUGGUGUCCGUUCAUGAGAAGGAAAAGGCUAAUCUGGAGAAACUGUUAGAGAAAGCCAUCAAGAAACGAGGGGAGAAUAACUGCCAGGAGCUGAAGAAGGAGACAGAAGAUAAGAUCCAAACUCUCAGCACAGAUCAUAAAGCAAAGGUUAAAGACAUCACUGCGCAGCACACUAAGGAGUGGUCAGAGCUGAUCAGUAGUCACAGCAGCGAGGAGCAGCUGAUGAAGGAUGUUCAUGUUACACAGCAGUGUGAGCACCUGAAGAAGCUCCUCUCUACUUUCCAAGAGCAGCAGACCAUGCAGCUCAAGCUCAUUCAUGAAAGGCAAAGCAAAGAGAUGCGAGCCAACCAGGCCAAGAUGUCAAUGGAAAACAGUAAAGCCAUCAGCCAAGACAAGAGUAUCAAAAACAAAGCAGAGCGAGAGAGGAGGGUGAGGGAGCUAAACAGCAGCAACACCAAGAAGUUUUUGGACGAGAGGAAGAGGCUGGCCAUGAAGCAUCAGAAGGAGAUGGAGCAGCUGGAGAAAAAUCAGAGGGAGCAGCUGGAUAAGCUGGAAAGGCAUAACGAGCAGCUUUUGAAAUCACAUCAUGCAAACAAACAGAUUCAAGGCCAGAGACAUACAGCAGAUGGUGAAGCUGGAGGAGGAGAUGGACCGCAGGCCUGCCACGGUGGUCUGAGCGCCUGAUCGAGUCACAGGCCCCACACAUGUACAUUGAAACACACUCAUACACUCUCACGCAGAGGUGCAGAAACACUCCCCCUGCAGGACAUCCUCUACAGUGCAAAAGAACAACAUCCUCCUGAAAAAAAGAAGUCCAGUCCUCACUCUCAAACAUGGAAGCUUUAUCCUCUGUUCGCUCCCGCCACGCCUCGUGUCUUCUGCACCUUUAUCCCGCCAAUCAACUUUGUACCACUGAGCCACUGCUGCUUAUCGCUGUACCACUGGGCGUAACCACUGUCCUCCAGAUGGGAAAUGUUACCUCGCAGAUAAAGCAACACAGAAACAGACACACCCCUUCCUCCUCCACUGUGCGUACAUCUCAGUCAUUGACUUCACUCUGUUUUACACACAAUAAAAGCUUCAGCCGUCGGUAGAAUAAAGCACAUGCAUGCAUCACGGUUCACACACAGCAGAUAUCUAAUUUUCUUUGUCUUUUUUUUUUUUAAUUAGCACCCAAUAAUCUCACGAAUACAGUAUGUAAAAAAGGGGAGAAGAGUUGUUAGACUUUAUGUUAUUUCAGCACAAAUGAUUACACUUUGUGGAAUAAAGUGUACACACUCCACCAGUCCUGUCCGAAGCACUUUUUACACCAUAGGUUGUUCAAUGUGGGAAAUGUAGCUGUGCACUACUGUUUGAUUCUCUGUUUUUCAGUAAGAAUGUAUUUAAAGAAACAACUACUACUACUAAAAAUAUAAGUCCUAGAGAGAGGGGCUAUUCCCUCACCAAUACUGAUCUCUUGUUAAGAUGGACACCUGCAAAGGGAUGAUGGGUAAUUUUACACACAUUAACUUAGAUAGAUCUGAUUUGCUAUUUGAUACAGAAAGUCAAAUAGACUUUCACCUAAAAAUUUGAUCUAACAGGCUUCAUUUAUCAGAUUCCCUUCGAAUGCAUCGUUCUCUCUCGUCAUACUCAAUAAAUGAUGUCAUUAAAAACUUCCGUUUAAAUAGAUAAAUCAGUCAAACAUAUAGGUUAAUUACACAGAAGUGAACCCCACGUUUGUUAAUUAAGAAGAUUUUCCACCAACAGCAAAUGGAAACGACUUUACGGAUGAAUAUCUGACAUCAAAUUAAUGAAAAUUUUUUUUUGAUACAGAAAUGUGGGCUUAAUGAAAAGUUUAAUACCUUCAUUAAGGAACUUUGAAUUUGGCAAACAGUCUUCAUUGAAGCACGUAUUCUAAUUUAUUAUGACUGUAGAUGUCAUUUUAAGCCACAGGAUCACAAAUUUCUAUGCAAAAGUAACCCCAUCCUUCCCUUAAAGAUCUAAACAGCUGUUGCAGUGUGUGACAGUAACCCAAACGUGGGGAAAACAGAGUAGGAGGUGGUUAUGUAUUUGCUCUUACAUGACCAGAGGCAAUAAAAUCUACCAAUUCAUAAUGGUGAAUUUAUUUUUUACUUCCUCCAUUAGACUGCACUUUAGCCACCUUAUCCUUUAAAAGCUAGUGUUUACUGCUUCCUUAUACUGUGCUGAUUAGAGGUUUACAAGCACAUCAUUGGCAUAAAUGUUUAUCAUUUUGGUACAGUUACUGGCAUUUUAAUUGGUUCUAAUUUCCAAUUUAGAUGAGUUCUACAAAUGUACGGGUACAUUGCGAAAAAGUGGAAUAUCUUCAAAAAGUUCAAUAUUUAUUGUCAGUCAUCUCUAAAAGUUGAACUCAGUUUCUUUCUAAAUUAAUUUAAAUAUUUCAGUCUUUUUUGUCACUUCAAAGACUAUAGCUGCCUCUUGACAAUCCUUUAUGUGGUUCCGGUCAGCCCAGUUUCCCGGCCAAUCAAGCCCAGUAGCACCAUGGUUUGUGAACCAGCUUUAAGUAAAUUUGGCAGCAUGAGCAAGUAACACGUCCUGCUGGAAAUCAAAUCAACAUCUCCAUAAAGUUUGUCAACAGAAGAAAACAUGAAACGCUCCAUAGUUUCUCUGUAGAUGGCUGAGUUCACUGUGAACAUAAAAUAAAAUAAAAAACAGUGGGCAAACAACAGCCGGUCCAUGAGAUCAUGGCUUGAUGCAACAUUUGUGACAUUUGUAGCCCAUGUGCUGAGAUUCGUCUUAAGAUUUUUGCUUGACAAUCCUCCUAGGACUGCGGUUAUCUGUUGAUGGUGCACCUUUUCCUACCAAACUUUUUCCUUCCAUUCAGUUUUCUUGUGGAAGGUGUAUGAAGGAAAAUCUUCCCUAUGACUAUGUCUACUGAUGCAGACUGAGGAAUCAAUUACAGCAAAGGCAUGGGAACCAUUUGCAUGUGACUCAAUCAGCUGGUUAGGGUGCGACACCAGGAGAUUCCAUUUUUUUUUUAGAUUUUUACCAUAUUCGAAUGUUCUGUUUCAGAAUUUGGAUUAUAAUCUGAUAGCCUCAAUCAUAAAAAAAAAUGAUUUAAAGUAUUAAAGAUGUGAAAUACUCAACCUGAUGUGUUGUGAAAAUAUUCACUCUUUUAAAUGAGUGACAUGAAAUGUUGAACUUUUACGGAUGAGUUUCACCAGUUCAGUGUCAUCUAGUUUUAAAAACAAAAACUGGGUUGAUAGGUUUAAAUUCAAUGAGUAUCACCAAACAGUGUCAGUUAUGCAUGCAAGUUAAAAUGCUUCAUGCACCUUGUCUGAUAUCUGUGUAGAUGUUCUUUACAAAAAUGCCCAGAAAUCACCAAGCAUUGGGCAUUACUCUGGUUAAGGCUCCGAAAUAUAUCUAAAGUGUUUUAUCGAUACAAUAUUUAUUUGACAAAGGAAUGAUAGAGGUGCAUCUACUGUGGACUGAUAUAUUCCAAGAGGUUUGAACUUGCAUUUGUCCUCUUAAUUUAACUCUUAGCCUGUAGGAUGGAUUUUUUCCUAUGCUGUAAGGUUAGAUGAAACAUGGACAAAACUGGGUGAGAAUAUGCUGUUUAGAUAAACACUGACAUUGCUAUUAAGAAGAGUGCUUUCUCUUUAACUUGCUAAAAACAUUUAAACGAAUAUUAGAGAAGGAACAUGUAUAUCUGAAUUUUAAAUGUAUAAAUCUAACCUUAUAUGUCCAAAAAUUAUCUAGGAUCUGUGCCCAAAAUGAAUGUAUUUAAACUUCUGAUUCAUACUGCAAAUCAGGAAAAAUAAAAACAAAUUAUUUAAAACGAUGACCGUAACAUAAAUGUGCAGUAGAAUAUUGUUGUUUCUGUGUCUAAAGAUGGUUUUAAAAAGAGCCCUAACCAUCGCAAAUGAAGAGUAGGCUAAUAUUAAGAUGCGCAGCAUAGAAACCAAAGGUUUACUAAAAUAACACAGGCAGAAGUGACAUUAACUUUUAAAAGGGGGAUAAAAGCACUUGUUAAUGUUUGGGUGUUUCUUGAAGAGAAAUGUUUUUGUUUUUUCCUGUUUAUUCUGUUGUAAUAAAAAAGGUUGAUGAGACGUUCAUGUAUAUAUAUUCUGCUGGAGGUCACUUAACUGGCUCAUCUUUCUGAUUCACCUGUGUUCUUUCCCUGAACAGUUUGUGAACAGUCAGACAUGUUGGGAAGGGACAUUUGUUCAAGCACUGGCCUAUUUUCUUGAUCAUUCGUCUUUGUGUUUCCCUGUCUGCCCUCACUGCAUCACACCACACAAUCUAAAGCUCUAACCACAUAUCUAGAACAGAGAUGAAAAACCAGUAAAAAGUGCUUUUAAAGUUUAUUCCAUUGCUUUCAGAUGUGCCACUCUGUGUCUGUUAGGAUGUUUAAAUUAUUUUAUGAAUGAUUAAAUGCCAAAUUAAGGGGUUAUUUGUAUGGAGGUAUAUAUAAAUAAAUAUAUAUUAUAUAUAUUAGAUAAUGUGUAGUUUAAGAUUAUUAUGUUAGAAGCUUUUUUGCACUAGUUGUUUCUGUUAUGUGAAAAAAUGUAACAUUUGGAUCUUGAGUUUGUUCUAAACUAAGAAAAAAAGCAGAUUAUUUUUGCAGAGCAACAUCCCCGGUUUCAUUCUUUUCUUUGUUUUCUAUUUGAAUUGUAGCUUGUCAACAGACAUUCAGUGUGUGUUUUUGUAUUUAUAUUGUACUGUUGGACUUAUAGCAUUGACUAUACUGUUGUUAUCCAGCUCCUUUAAUACUGUUUUAUAGUACGUGUAUCAAUAAAUCCAGGUGUAAAAAUGGGACAUCAA
Molecule: messenger RNA, 8265 nt
Organism: Cyprinodon tularosa
Lineage: Eukaryota; Metazoa; Chordata; Actinopteri; Cyprinodontiformes; Cyprinodontidae
Product: 1-phosphatidylinositol 4,5-bisphosphate phosphodiesterase beta-4-like
Exons: 40
Coding region: 415-4167 (1250 amino acids)
Biological process (GO): lipid metabolic process; phosphatidylinositol-mediated signaling
Molecular function (GO): calcium ion binding; phosphatidylinositol-4,5-bisphosphate phospholipase C activity
Source: RefSeq, a predicted model, not a curated record